This is a messenger RNA of Folsomia candida, 4577 nucleotides long. RefSeq lists its product as uncharacterized. The transcript has 20 exons. The record is from RefSeq and is a predicted model, not a curated record. Lineage: Eukaryota; Metazoa; Arthropoda; Collembola; Entomobryomorpha; Isotomidae. The coding region runs from base 1555 to 4428 and encodes 957 amino acids.
UAUCAGAAAUUAUCAAGGUCAAAGGUCAACCCUUGUCUGAAAUAAAAUUACUAUACUCACAAAGAACCAGAUCCGAUGCAGGAAAAUCCGAUUAUUCAUGAAGGUCUCUUUGAAAUACCGCGUCAGAAAGAAGCUCACCGGGGUCACGAACAUGACAAUGAUGGUCAUAAAAAUGCCAUGCAAUAGGCGCGAGUCCUGCGAAAAAAAUGAGCAUAAACCGGAAGUCUUGCUUGUGUGCUGACGGCGAAUGCGAUUCCUGGGUCGCCCGCUGCCCAUCAUGAUUUUGCAGUCCUCUCAUUCUUCGGGAAAAAUCUGACCACGGAACCCGUCUUCAUUACCGUCAUGACUUGGAUCAUUUUUGAUAUUGGGAUGCACAUUGGAAUGACGAUUUUGCAAUGGCGUAGUGACAAAGACAUGCAAAUCUGGACGCGUCGCCAUUUCUUGUUCUCGCCGAUUCCUGUCCUUCAUGAAAAGGAACGAUUCGAUGCGCCGGGUCGUUUCGCCCGGAUUUACAUGCUGAUCGCGUACCUCGUAGUGGCGCUGGUCGGCACUGUCACUAUCUGCACGUUCAUGUUGAAGAACUCACCACGGGGGAAGGGGCUGGGACACAUGUCGUGUACACAUGAGGGUCUUGAUAACGACGUGCGCGAGAAGUACGAGUGCUAAUCAAGUGUCGCAAAUUAAGAUAAGAUUAUCAUGUCAAAGUUAUAUAUUUUAUUUUGAACUUUUUCACCAUAACCUGUCACUUUUUUUAGCUUAUUAAAAAUCACAAAUUUGCUUUGCUUUUGGCGUAGAAGUUGUACAUACAUAGUGUACUGCAUUUUUGACAAAGAUGGACUACGGAAAUUAAUGCAUGACGUAAAUAAUAUUAAAUAUCGGGUGCACUCUUAAAAAAAUCCGGUAACAAGGCCAUUACCCGACUAUGCAUGCAUAUGUGACUCUACAAUGAACUGAUAAUGAGGUGCAUGAUAGCAUGAUGCAUCGUAAUUAUGGAAACGGAAAAAAUAUGAGGGGAAAUAAAUUAUGGGAAUCUCAAUUUCUGAACGAUUCACAAAUUUCACGUCACUUUUUAUCGUGUAUUAAUUUGUAUUAGAGGAAGAAAAUGGCACCACGUCGUCACCACUCGGCCGUCGGAUUCCUCCUCCUCUUCUUGACCGCCAUGCAUGUGGGGAAAGUAUCCCCCCAGUUGUACACGUACCUUGAAGACGUCGCCGCCGUGUGGGACCUCCCCCUCGAAAAUAUCAACCCGUCCCACAAGGACUACCGGAAAGACGGCCUGGAUCUCCAAACUAUCAUCAACGAAAUCCGAUAUGUCACCUGCCUCGCCAAAAUUCCAAGAGACUGGAACGAUCAACCGCCAGAACAAGUGGCCAUUGAGUUCUGGGACUACUUCCGGAAUAGGCAUGACUCCAAUUUCAUUAUUUCUGCGCAAACGUCCCCAAUCCGCGGAUUCCACACGUAGAUGACCGUGAGUUCGGCUGGCCGAAGCCUGGGCCCACGAAGGAAGCCGGGAAUAUUACGCCACACGCCAAAUUUUGGCUGUCUGAACGAACAAUGUGGCAUUGGGCAAAAAGAUGGUCAGGUAUGCCUCGCCCCCGCCAACGCGGCCUCCUAGAAUCCAAACGGGUCGAGAACUAUGGAAAUCCAGACAAGAUGGGGCCUGGACUUGGCGUCGGGUUGAUCUUCCUCGUGGACGUGACCGGAAUUAAGAGUAGGGGUCGAUUUCUUAAGGGCUGGUUCCAUCUCAAAGUGACGCUUGAGAUUGACCACAAUUACUGGGAGGGACGCAAAGUUCCAGAAACAGAGGACGACAGAGAGAAGGAAAUUGACGCUUUAAGGAAAAGACAUAUCCUUGACAAGCUGAUGGUCACGGCGCGAGGGAGAAUUCUCACCUCUGGAAGACCGACGGGCAAUUAUGGACAUGUUCCUUCGGAACCUGGACCCGCAAGACGCGCCUGGGUCGGAGGGAUUGGUCAGUUUGUCCAGGAUUUUCCAAGUUGUGCAGACUAUACUUCGACGGAAUACGUGACUCAGCAGUAUAUGCCGUGUGGAUCGGUGCAAGGCGGAGAGGCGAUGUAUGGGAAUAAUUUCUACUACUCAAGAACAAAGGACGAAAAGAAGUAUGGCAAAACGCCCACAAAUUCUGCUAACGAGACGGAAAUUCACAUCAACUUCAAGCUGGACAAUUCACUCUGCAAUAUGUAUUACGACCUGGACUUUAUAGCCAAUGGGGUCGCGAUUGAUACACACGGGUGGUUAGACCCAGCAUACACGCCUUACGUCGUAAUGGGUCAAGUCUCUGCCAUCCAACGCUCCGUCUCGACCCGCUUUGCCUUCACCACCUCGCACCCCAUGCACGGACCGGCAUUCUACGAAAACGCGGACCCUGUCCCCCGCGGUGUCCAUAACGUGAUCUGCUCCGAGCCCCUGAAAGGCGAAUGGAUAAUGAACCCCGACCCGACAAACUUCACCUGGCCCGGGACCAAAACCAAGCACCGCGCCUCCAUCACCGCCGGUGCCGACUUGGUCCUCAAUCCCAACGCCACGGCAGAUUCCACGUUCGGCGGCGCCAUCAAAUUCAUCUACCCUGCUCCCUCGCGCUCCUCCCUGUACAACCUGCACCCCCCGUGGUACACCAACUCGACCGAAUAUUCCACCCGGGGCGACGCGAUCCGUCAAGCUUUCGGCGGCCGACGCACCUGGACCUAUUCCGACCGCCCCAUGAAAGAUCCUUCCGGCAUGUUAGAUAUAAUAUCGGAGUCCUCCGCGUGGAAAUUGUGGGACGACUGGUACGAAUACCCCCGCGGGACGGAUGUCACCCUUCAAACGUCGCAUUCCCACUACCACUCCGCCGUACAACGAGUCCUUAAUGAGUUCGAUUGGGAAACGUGGAGAGAACAGGGUCCGGGUCACGGUCGGUGCAGCGUGUACGGUGGACCGGCCUAUAUGCUCAACAACUACCCGCAUCCCUACUACGAUGCGACCUGCGUCCAGCUGAUGGCCCAACAUCCAGGCCAUGACCAAUAUUGGGAACAAAAUACCAAUGCCAGGGCAACUUUUCGAGAUCCCACUACGAAGAUGGCGGUUGUUGUGGUCGGAGAUCGGUAUAAACUUGAUUGGAGUUGGGUAGGAAAGACUUCCUUUACGUCCAAACUCCCCCCGAUUAAGGGGCGGUGCACGCCCAGUAUUUGGUUUGUCAAUGGCAUGGGAUUCGCUCGGGACCGUCCCCCCGUUUGUGACCUGUACUUCCGACAGUAUGAGACACGCAGGACGUUGGAUCCCGCACUGGGCCGCGUUGUCAAAACUGUGCGACGUCUGCAGAACGUCACUUUGGGAAAUAGGACAACUUGGCGGGAGAAGUAUGUGACUCACACGCGGAAAAAUAUUAUCCUGGACAACAGAGUUUGCGAGGCGUUGAAGGAACUGCAUCCGUCCGGAUUCCAGUGCCCCUCCCUCCUCCCGAGACCGUACACGCCGCAACCAGAACUGUCGCCCACGGAGGCUGCCAUACUACAGCGUCGGAAAGAACGUUACAAGCUGAGUAAUGCGUACAAAAGGGGCAUGAUGGCGGCGGAGGAUCCGUUCACGCUCUUUAUUUGGGACUCGCGGCUAUUGCAUGGCAUUUUUAUGACCAUUAUCGUCAUAUUUGUCACUCCGGUGAGCUUCUUUCUGACGCGGUAUUUCAAAGAGACGUUCAUGAACAAUCGGAUUUUUCUGCAUCGCAUCUGGUUCUUUGUUCACAUGUCCUCCGCUUUUGUUACCCUUCUUCUCCUUUUGCUCGGGAUGUGGCGUCAAGUUGGAAGUAAAGCCUUGCUUGGCGUCAGUUUGCGCCCUUCCGCGACUGCGCAUCGCAUCAUGGGUUGGUUUUCGAUCGUGAUUUCGAUCCUCCUCCUUCUCCUGGGUGGAUUCCGACCGCUGGAAAAACAACUUCGCGCAGUCACCAUUAUUUUACAUGGCGUCAUGGGGCUUGCAUUCUACGUUAUGUGUCUUGCUUGUGUGCUGACGGCGAACGCGAUUCCUGGGUCGCCCGCUGCCCAUAAUGAUUUUGCAGUGCUUGCAUUCUUCGGGAAAAAUCUGACCACGGAACCCAUCUUCAUCACGGUUACGGUUUGGAUCAUUUUUGAAAUUGUUAUGCACGUUGGAAUGUCGAUUUUACAAAGUCGCAGUGACAAAGAUAUGAGACUCAGGAAGCGUCGCAUCUACUUGUUCUCGCCGAUGCCUGUUCUUCAUGAAACGGAACGAUUCGAUGCGCCCGGUCGUUUCGCCCGGAUUUACAUGCUGACGGCGUACGUCGUAAUGGCGCUGGCCUGCACCGUCACAAUCUGCACGUUCAUGCUGAAGAACUCUCCGCGGGGGAAGGGGCUGGGACACAUGUCGUGUACACAUGAGGGGCCUGAUAACGACGUGCGAAAUAAAUACCAGUGCUGAUUACAAAAGUGUCGCCACUAAUAAGAUAAUCUUGUAAGAGGCAUAUUUUAUAUUUUGAGAGAAAAAUCAAUAACCAAUGAUCGAAACUAAUUUUAAAUAAAUUAUAUUCAGUAGUGAUAUUAAAUUAAUAAAAUUGGUGUGAUCCUACA